Molecule: messenger RNA, 1872 nt
Organism: Gilbertella persicaria
Lineage: Eukaryota; Fungi; Mucoromycota; Mucoromycetes; Mucorales; Choanephoraceae
Exons: 2
Coding region: 1-1872 (623 amino acids)
Molecular function (GO): protein binding
Source: RefSeq, a predicted model, not a curated record
AUGGGACAGCAAACAAGCCGAGAACAUGCCCCUCUUACAUUCGGUUAUGUCAAUCGAACUAUCCCGAAUAUCUCAAAAGAAGAAGACCGGCAAGAACUCGACCAAGCACAACGAGAUUUUGUGCUAGACAAUCCUCAUUUAUAUCAAUUACAGACCAUUUGCGAUCAAUGCAGCAAAGAAAAUACUGUCAAUCGUACCGAGGAAAUGGUGGUUUCGCUUGUUAACGAAUCGUGUGCGAAAUGUAAAAGGCAGAAACGAUUAUCAUUGGUUCGAAAGGGUUUGGCAGAAGAUCUUGAAUACAUUGAUCAGACAUAUUAUCCAGAUGUGGUUCAUUACACAGAAGAAGAUGAUCAAAUGGAACAAGAGCUGAUUCAGCUGGAAAACAACCAGGAAGAUGACACAAACAAUUGGUCGAGACUAACGAUUGGUGAAGCAACCUCGCCAAGUGGCAGCAUUGCUUCUCGAAGAAGACCUCGACGACUGACUGGGCCCUCUUCAUCUAUGGCAGUUGAUUUAUCCCAUCGUUCACUUGUGAAGUUGGGUCCAAGUAUUGGCUAUCUUAGCAGUUUAACCAAAUUAAACCUAUCCAACAAUCAAAUGAUGAGUUUACCUAGAGAAAUAGGUUACCUCAAAAACUUGCGUGUCUUGAACAUAUCCAACAAUGCAAUUGAAGACAUACCGAACACAAUUACUUUUCUUACUAAACUAAAAGCAUUAAAUGUGAGCUAUAAUAAGCUUGUACAACUUCCAAGCUCCAUUGGAAACUUACCAAAAUUGGUUAUCAUCAUUGCAAACGAUAAUAAGCUCACCAGUUUACCUCGCGAAUUUGCUCAUCUCACAAACCUUAUUUCUCUCAAUGUUUCCAACAACCCAUUGAAAUCGUUACCUGCAGAAAUAGCUACAUUAAGCAACCUUCGCAAACUUUUGACCGAAGAUUGUUCUUUUGAGGAAGAAUACAGCUAUUCUCUCAAACACGACCCACCUUCUUUAUUCGAAACAUGUGCACGCAUUGCUGUACGCUCGCAACUCUCUAUCCCUCAUCAACUGUCUGAACACAUCAAAGAUUAUUUAGCUCGUGCCGAUACUUGUUCGUACUGCAAAGGACCCUUUUUUGACAGUUUUGUAUCCCGUGUACGGUUCAUUGAACGAAGAUUUAGGCAGCCUAUGGCAUUAGAAUACACACUUUGCCGUGCCCAUUGGAGUACAGACGAAGACCGACUAUUGUGCAUGUUUUCUGAACAACAACAUACGACACAGGGCACCACAGUCGACAUGGAGGGAUUGAAUGAAGUUGUCCAUCGACAUCGUGCUCAUAGCGAUGCUAGUAAUACCAGUGUGGGUAGCAGUAAUGUAUUCCUCACACCUCCAGCUCCUCCUUUGAUCUCGCAACCUUCUUUUUCUUCAAGAAGAUCCAAUUCGAAUGCUUCGGAGUAUCCACCCACCACAGACUAUUUCCCUAUCUCUUUACUCAAAAGUCAGCCUGAUCUACCUGCACUUCCUUUAGAAAACACGAAUAUGGCCUCAUCCCCAUCUUCGUCCUCGUCAUUACUCACGCCUCCCCCUUUGGCCACCAACAUCAGGGGAAACCGCCCCCGUGCAUCUUCAGCCACUUCAGUAACCAAACGAUUUACAAAUUUCAUUCGAUCCAACAGUAGUUCGUCUCUUACUAGAGAACGAAGUACCAGCGGAUCUUCUUUAUUACGUCCUUAUCAUCAGCCCACUCAAGAGAAAGUGCUACGCGAUUGGACAGAUAGUGUCCAAGUUGCUGCAGCUGCAGCUGUAGACACAGUUCAACAACAACAAGAUCAGAUUGAGGAUCUUGUCAUGAGAAACAUGCAGCGGCCUACGCUUGUUUCAUCUGGAUCAUCCUAA